AUGGCAUCUGAUUACACGACCCCGGAAUCCCUCGCGGCCCUCUCCAAAGUUGAUCCCGAAAUUGCACUCCUUCUUCCAACCCUUCCACCUUCACCAACAACGAAUAUAUCUAUGAGGCAAAUGAACGCUACCCAUGCCACAAAUAUGCCAUCGAUCAUUGGGAAUGUAGACCAAAGCGAACUUCGAAAAAUUCCCAUGCGCGAUGGCUACAUGAACGAGAUACGUACAUAUGGGCCAAAAAAAGGGAAAUCGUUAGAAACAGUCCCGUUAUUUAUCUUGAUCUGUGGCGGAGGCUUUGUUAACGCAGACAAUAAAUGGCUGAACCCAUAUGCUCGCGCUAUUUCCGCUCUUUAUGAUACGACAGUUGUAUCAAUCUCAUAUCGCUGUGCGCCGAAGUUCAAGUUUCCAUUUGCCGCAAACGACGCUUGGGAUUCUUUGGAAUGGAUAACAAGUCAUGCAGCUGAACUUGGAGCAAACCCAGUGGCAGGUCUUGUCCUUGGAGGUGUAUCGGCGGGCGCAAAUUUGGCGGCUGUCACUUGCCAAAAAUCAGUAUCCGAGAAAUUUUCACCUCCUCUGACAGGUUUGUGGCUUGGCCAGCCAUUUAUCCUCGAUGAGGAGAUUGUGCCGCAGGGGUACAAACCCUUAUUUAUUUCUCGCCGGGACAAUCAAAAUGCACCACUCUUGAACGAUGCCAUGAUCCGCUAUGCAUACGACCAGGCUGCUUUCGACGUACAUUCUCCCAAGUUUUCGCCAUUCAAUGCCACAAAUCCCCAUAUUGGGAUGCCACCAACCUAUAUUCAAGUAUGUGGUCUCGAUCCCCUAAGAGAUGACGGUUUGAUUUACGAAAGGGCCUUGCGUGAAAACGGCGUUUCCACCAGAAUGGACGUUUACUCAGGUGUUCCCCAUGGGCAUUAUGCUGCCUGGCCCUACGCCGCAACAUCUCGCAAAUGGGACUUUGAUGUAGUCAGCUCAGCUGGUUGGCUUUUGGACACACCCGCAGAUCCAGCUUGCAUCAUCAUAGCUUUGGAUGGGCGGCACGGCCCCUAG
Penicillium argentinense is the source of this 1047-nucleotide messenger RNA. RefSeq names its product alpha/beta hydrolase. The transcript has a single exon. The record is from RefSeq and is a predicted model, not a curated record. Bases 1 to 1047 code for a protein of 348 amino acids. Gene Ontology annotation, biological process: triglyceride catabolic process. Gene Ontology annotation, cellular component: cytosol. Lineage: Eukaryota; Fungi; Ascomycota; Eurotiomycetes; Eurotiales; Aspergillaceae. Gene Ontology annotation, molecular function: triacylglycerol lipase activity; sterol ester esterase activity.